Leguminivora glycinivorella is the source of this 665-nucleotide messenger RNA. Its product is annotated as calcium and integrin-binding protein 1-like. The transcript has 5 exons. Lineage: Eukaryota; Metazoa; Arthropoda; Insecta; Lepidoptera; Tortricidae. Bases 37 to 615 code for a protein of 192 amino acids. Gene Ontology annotation, molecular function: calcium ion binding. The record is from RefSeq and is a predicted model, not a curated record.
UACAAGUGGUUUGCUGUGUUGUUACAUUGUGGCAAUAUGGGUGGCUCGCAAUCCUAUCCUGGGCUUACGCAGGAUGUUUUAGAGGAUUAUACGACGCUAACUUAUUUACAUAAAGGCGAAAUACUAUAUUUGAUGAAAAAGGUGUAUUCUAUCGAUCCGGAAAAAAUCAAAGAAAACUAUCAUCACAGAUUCAGCAAAGAAGAAAUCCUGAAAAAGUUCGAUGUUCUUAGAAAUAACCCCUUCCAAGAUCGUAUCUUCAGCGUGUUUUCCUCCGAAAAGGAUGAAUGCUUUUCAUUCGAGGACCUGUUGGACUUGUGUUCGGCUAUGAGCUCCGAAUGCCCCGUGGAGGUGAAAGCCGAAUGGGCAUUUAGGAUCUAUGAUUUGGAUGAAGACGGACAAAUAUCUGCUCGGGAUAUCAGCGGAAUAAUCGACAGACUGACCGAGCAUACGAGUAAUAGGAACCACUACGUUGAGAUCAGCUCCAAGAAGAAGAUUGCCGAUAUUAUACUAAACGAGCUGAAAUUAGACCACGCAGGAAGCAUGGGAUUAAGUGAAUUCAAAAUAUGCAUGACCAGGAUAUCAGAGUUUCAAACAUCUUUCUAUUUCAGGAUAUAAUUUAUAUGGCACCUGUUUAUCAUUAUUUAUUAAAAUACAAUUUACUAAAA